This is a messenger RNA of Monomorium pharaonis (pharaoh ant), 3289 nucleotides long. Its product is annotated as SH3 domain-containing protein 19. The record is from RefSeq and is a predicted model, not a curated record. The transcript is spliced from 6 exons. Gene Ontology annotation, cellular component: Rvs161p-Rvs167p complex; mating projection tip; medial cortex. Lineage: Eukaryota; Metazoa; Arthropoda; Insecta; Hymenoptera; Formicidae. Gene Ontology annotation, biological process: plasma membrane tubulation; endocytosis; actin cortical patch localization. Bases 67 to 1497 code for a protein of 476 amino acids. Gene Ontology annotation, molecular function: protein binding; lipid binding.
GUUUUCGAAACGCGCUGCCGUGACGGGGACAUCGCUGCUGCGCUGCGGCGCGGCGGUGAGUGAAAAAUGGCCGCGAACGCGAGAACAGACAUGCGUAUACCGACACGCGCGGCCCCUCGUCCUCCGAGCCAGGGCGCGACGCAGAGAGAUCCGAUCUGGAGCAGCAGCAAUGAUAUAUUUGGAGGCUCCUUAACGACGCAACCUGGACAGAAGAAGAAGCCACCUCCUCGACCACCACCUCCGAAGUUCAAUCAUAACCAUACGCAGUAUCAAAAAGAACAGAAACCAAAAAGACCGGCCAGGCCAACGGAGCUGUUGACCAAUUUUUUUGGACGAAAGAAGCAAGAGAAUCAUCAUCCUUCGUCGCGUUUCACUGCUAGUCAGUCACAGAAUGCGAUAACGCAGUCCUCGAACUCCGUCGCAACGGUGUCUCUGAUAGAUCUCAGUCCGCCCGGAUCGCCGACGUUCACGACGCGCUCCAGUGACAACGUCAGCGUCGACAGUUUCGGCAGCGAUGGAAAUUCCAAUCCGUCCGCGUUCACGAGCAGUGGUAACACGUCACAGACGGAAAGUGCCUUCGAGGACGAUUUCGACUUUUUCGGAAUGUCCGUCAGAAAGAUAACCGCGCAGAACGACCCAUGGCAGACUAAAACGACAGCAGCAGCAACAACUACAACAAUAACAUCGCAAGAUCCAUUCGGACUUCUGGAGGACACAUGCUCGAACGUAUCGCAGGUCGCCAGCAGCGGCGGUAACGCGUGCCUCUUUUCUUUCAACUCCAGUACCAAUCGCGUAGCGAACCAAGUGCCUUCCAAUCCGAUCGCUCCUAAGCCUCUCGUCAGAUCGAUGCCCACGAUAAUCCGAGCGAGGCCUCCCAAGCCUGCGGCGCCAAAGAUGCCGUUCAAGAAACUCGAACCGAUACCUUGCGAAACGCGUACCGGCUUCGAAGUCUCGAAUAGCAGCGGCGCGAUAAACAAACCAUUGACGUUGAAUUUUCCAAACGCGUGGCCCAACGACGACGAGGAGAGUGAUAGUCCGUCGCCACCCAUGCCGACAAUUCCACCGCCGACGUUACCUGCAAAUUAUCAGGCAGAACUAGGCGGCGAUUUUGAAGGAGAUUCUAAUGAACCUCACGGUAUUGCGCUGUACGAUUUCUCGGCGACACAUCCGGAUGACUUGGCUUUGAAGGAGGGCGACGUUGUGCAAUUGGUGAAGAAGGUCAAUGAUGAUUGGUUGGAGGGGAGAGUAGGAAAUCGCCAGGGAAUCUUCCCGUUUAGUUUCAUUGAUAUUAAAAUACCUCUGCCAGGUUUAUCAGACAACGUGGUCACGGCACUUUACGCCUUUCCUGGAGAGAAUAGCGACGACUUGUCAUUUGAGGAGGGCGCGAAAAUUACAGUCAUAUCAAGGAUAUCGGAGGAUUGGUUAUACGGGGAAUACAACGGUAGGAAGGGACAAUUUCCAGUAAAUUAUGUAAAUAGACUUCCGCGUAAUAUUUAAACAUUUUUUUCGAUAAAUAUUCAGUGUAUUAUAACAAUUUACUAUUUCGAGAGCCUCCAUAUUGCAAACAUUAUUUAGAAUUGUUAGAAAAGUGUAAAAAUACAUUCUGUAUGAUAUGAUCCUGUAUGUAAUUUUGAUUAUGUACAAAUCGCUGAAGGAAAAAAAUUUUAGAAAAUUUUUUACUGACAGAAAGACUGAACCAUACAUACGAGUUUUUAUAUCAUCGUGUUCCAAUAGAGAUAAUUUUCGAAAGUAAUUACGAUAUUAUCUUUAGGAAUUAGAAAAUAACAUUAUCUGCGAUAUAUAUUGGUGAUAUCUACAAUUUAUUUAGAUUUCUUAAAAAGUGCACUCUAUAUUGUUUGCAAUAUUUUACAAAGGAUGCUACUGAAAUCGUAAACCACGUACUAAAUCGUGUGUCUCUUUUUUCGAAAUUUUACGCGCAUAUCUGUUUGCUUGAGAGCUUAACUUUUACUAAAUAUCUGAUAUGUAUCAGUCUAAUUGUACAAAAAAUAUUUUUAUAUUUUAUUUCUUAUUUAUUAUAUACAAUAUCGACUUUUCUUUAAAUAUGAGUUUUCCAAAAUUUAUUUUAGGUAUUUAAAAGAUCUAUUUUGUAUAUUUUAUAUCAAGACGUACUUUGGCAAGCAUAUAUUUCAAAUUUUCUGGCACAUACAGAAAAGACAAUUGUUUAAACAUAUUCUGUUAAUAUAACAGAUCUGUUAAAGUAUAUGAAUGAUUAAUAUUGAUUAACGAAUAAUUCAUUUUAGUUUAGCUCUUGUAUGCUAUUUUGAAAAAUUUAUUUUGGAUAGAUUUCCAAACAAUCAAAGAAAAAAUCAUAUGGUCUUCGUUAGGUAAUUUCACUGAUUUAGAUAUUAUCUUGGAUUUUUUUAGUCGGAUCUAAAAAAAAUAUAGUUAUAAUUUUUUUCGUUGUAUAUAUUAUGUUUGAGAAUUUAAUGCACCUUAUAUAUGAAAUUAGAAAAUUAUUCAUAUAUAUUCUCCCUAUUUAUGCACUAUAGAGAUUUUUUUCUCUUAAAGAUGAUGAUUUCAGUGUGUAAAUAAAUAUGUUGGAUAUCUUUGUAUUAUAUACAUGUAUUUUUUGUUUAGACUUUAUUUCAGUAAAAGUUACCAACGUAGUACAAUUGUGGUACAGUAAAUGUGUAUUACGUGAAUGCAUAAUUGGGUUGAAGGGAGGGAGAAAGGCAAUGACGUAGGUUAAAUAACUGUUUAAUCUACCGUUAAAAUAAGUAAUUAUUAUUGUAUAUGUGUAUACUUAAUUAUGUUCAUAUGAGAAUUGUGUAAUUAUGUUUGAUAAAACUCUAAUUUAGCAUGUGCAUUGAAAUUUGAAUAUUUCAUGAUACACAUCUAAGUCACUAGCUAAAUCUUAGGAAAGAUCAACGAUGAAGUCUAUAUGUCUAUCAUUCUAAGUUAUUUCAUAUUGAUUUCAAAAGAAUGGUGCGAGUUUAAUAUGUUUUAUUGUUAUACAUUUUUUUACUCGGAAUUCUCGUUGGUACAGUAUUAACACGAUAUCCCAGCUUGCAUCAAAGAUUUGCAUUGGGACCAGAAUGUUAGUUUAUUUAAGACUAGGAAAGGCGAGUGAUAAUAAUAAAAAAAUUAAAAGUUAGAGUCAGAAUGUAAUAACAAAUCAUCGUUACAUGUAAUUAUAUCGCUGUUUAAUUCGUUUAAGAACUCCGCUGUUAUGCAAAAGACGCCUAAUAUGCAAUGUGAUAUUUUGCAAUAUUUAAUAUGUGUAAACAUUUCAUGUGUAUAUAAAAUAAACAGGAAAAGAAUAAAUAAA